AUGAAUGACACAAUUCCAGUAACGAUUUGGUCCAAUUCCUCAACUUUAUGAGCUUGCGGUCUUGAUCUUCGUCAUUUUCUGAAAUGUCAAGAGGAGUGACAAGGCGAGAGACCAACAAACGUAAAACUUUGUUUCGAGAUGAGGCCAUGGAAGCCGCCGCUGCUCUAGAUAGCGAUGAUAUUUCGUUCGAAGAAGCUUGGAUAAUACAUAAACUGGAUUGUCUUGGCUGUCGACUGCACGACGUUCACAAUCCAAAGUCCACCAAUUGCCGCGACAAUCCUUAUUGUAUCAAGCGCCUUGGUCUGGAAAAGUUUGAGAAACUCAUAAAGCAGGAGAAGCUGAACACAGCAAAGGUUGAAGAGAGCCAGAAAAGGCGAGACAUAUUGGAAGUUCCAUGUGGUUUGACUAAUUCUGGCAAUUUUUGCUAUGUGAAUAGCUUUCUGCAGGUUUGGUACAAUGAUCCUGUGUUUCGACAGAUCAUCUUUGAUUGGCGCCCAUCUGAGGACUACGUUAGACCACAGCCUCCAGCAAUGGAUGUGGAAGCAGUGAUGAAUAGUCUUCAGCAUCUUUUCUACACUAUGCAAACAACGCCUUUCGAAGACACCGACGAUAACCGCCAUUUCACUGCUGCCCUGCGUCUUGGAAAUGAACAGCAAGACGCACAAGAAUUUUCUCUCGUGCUUUUUGAUGCUUUGGACAGAAAUCUAUCAAAACACCCACACGGUGCAGAAGUUCGCGAGAGAAUACGGGAACGAUAUUCGGGGACGUCGAUUCAGAGGAUAUGGUGCACCUGUGGCAAGGAAAGUCGUAGAAGCUCCCCUUUUACAGCCCUUCAGCUGAAUAUUGACGGGUACAAAACUUUGCAAGAAGCUCUAGAUGCAUACUGUGGAGAGGAAGUGCUUGAAGACUACCUCUGUGACGAAUGCAAUCGACGUGGACAUGUUAAGAGACAGACAUUGCCUGAAAAACUUCCACCGGUGGUGAUGUUGCAGCUCAAUCGAUAUGUCUUCGACAGUAAUGGAAGAAAUCGGAAGUUGAAAACACCUAUUGUUUAUCCAAGGGAGUUGACUGCGCGAUCUUUUCACUUAGGAGUAUCGAAAUAUGAUGAUUUUGAUUACGAGCUUUUUGCUGUGAUGAUUCAUGAAGGGGAUAACACAUUUUGUGGACAUUAUUAUGAUCUCGUGCGACAUCCUUUCACUGGAGUAUGGUAUAAAUACAACGAUGAGCACGUGGAGCCUUUAGCACGACCUCCAGGUGUAGAACGAUCUCGAUCUGCACCGGGAGCUCGUCCCACUCCAGACAUGAAGGCCUGUUAUGGACUAGCGUACCGGGUAAAAGAGUCCAUAGUACCAGAAAUAAUUAUGCCUCCGGACAGCAUCACAGCAAAAUGGGCAGCCAUGACGGAGAGCCGUUUUGAUGGCCAGACUAAGGAGACAAUUGCAAAAAGCGAAAAACGCUUGAAUGAGCUUACUCUACGGUAUAACCAACUUGCUACUCUUUUCGAUGCCUUAGAGACCCAUGCGGACAGAUACAAAGCUCCGAAAGAUGUUGCCUUCCUUCCAACAAAGCUGUUGAGCGAUGUAUUAGAAAAGGAGUAUGCUGCAGUGCUUCCUAUCGAGGAUGAUAAAUCCUCCACAAAUCAAACCGCGGAAGCUGUAUCCGAUACACAGCCAGAUCUUUCGUCUGCAAAACGGCCUAUUCGUGUCUCGCGGCUACGAAGUGUGCGUCACACCAUAGCUCGUCAAUUAUCACCUCAAGAGAUGCCAAUUUGUCAUCAUGGACGACUUUUUGUAGAUUCGGUUCUUUUUGGAGAUGUGAAGGGGGUUUCUAGAGGAACGGCUGAGACUCUGCUUGCGCAGUACGGUAUCACGACGAAGAUCAGAUCCGAUAGUGACAAUUCAGAGGAGGCCCAUCCAAUAUUGACUGGAACUGAUAUCUGUGUGGAUUGUGUGAAGGAGUUGCGGCGGGAAGGACAGUUUAGGGAGAGCUUAGAGGGAGAUGUCAAGUUGGCAACGCGGAUAUUCAAAGAUAAAACUAGAAAGCCAUUUGCUUACUGCCAGCUCUUGGACAGGUGUUCUUUGUCCCGAACGCCAAAACCACCAGGACACUUGUACAUAUCGCGGAAAUGCCUUGCCAACUUCAAGAAACUGGCUUUGCGUCAAAUGGAACAUCAACAUAAACUGCAGUCGGCGGGUGCCAGCUUACAUUUCAUCGUAAACCUAGCUAUGGUUGACUCCGUCACGAAGUACUCGGGGAAUGCAAGCUCUCCGCGGCGAAGCAGAGGGGCGCGACGGAAACGUCUAGUAAAGUAUGGAGAUGACUCGCCCGCUUUUAGCGAUGAAAGUCACACACCCUCGAAAGUCUUAAAAGAUGAUUCCACUCAAAGCACAAACGAAAUUCUUCACCGUAUGGAUAUUAAAGAAGACAUCAUCUCUGAGGAAGAAACUUUGGUUUUGAAGGAAGAAAGUGAUUUGGAGUACGUUUCGGAUGAAAAGAAAAUCAAACUAGAAGUAGCAACUCGGGAUAUGUCUAUUGCUGAAGAAAAUGGUUUCACGGCGAUGUCUACAAAAGACACGGCAGAGGAGGGAAAUUCUGUUUCUGAGAUGAAUGUGGUGGAGAUCGACGAUGCAAACUCGUCGUCAGUCAGUUCAGAAAGGUCUGAAACUCCGGCUAUGGAGUUGGACUCUCUCGAGACAGAGUUUGUGAACAACCACGAUAGUAUGGAGUCUGCUGCUGCUGAUCGCGUUGAACCACAUGCUGGACGGCGAUUGAAGAACGGAUUUGUGAAUUCAGAAGUGCAAAACAAACUAAUAUACGCAAGCGAAGGGAAAAGUGACUCAAGUUCGCCACCGGAGGUCCCAUUAUCUUCGUCAGCUGAGCAUCCUUCCUCUUCUUCACCACCUGAAAGACCAUCUUCAUCCGCCAGCCGAUCGAGCACACACGAAUCUGGCGCAGUCGAGUUCAACUCUGAACUUCGUUGCGAGCACGGUGGCAUCAAUCUCGACGAGUUCCGCCAGGCAGUCAGUCCUGCUGAAUGGAAACAACUUUCUUCCUAUUUCGAUCCAGCUACUACAUUUGAAGUACGAUGCGAUGAGCCUAUAUGCCAGGAAUGUGAGAGAGAGUUCCAUGAACAACAGUGUGGAAAACAGGAGUUGAAGGAAUCUCUGAGAGAUCUUCGAAAUCGCAUCGGUGAGCUACUCCGAGAGAUCGAUCGACGACGUCCAACUGAGGAAGAAUAUGGCACUAUCUACUCACGGGGUAUCUGUAGCCAGUUUUUGAGCAAGCUGACAGCAACAAUCAAAGCUCGCAGUUUAUCAAUCAUGUUGCCGACGAUAUGCCAGGAAUGUGUUAUGUGUACUCACGGUUUACCGAAUGUUGGGCUUUCUUGCGAUCUUGGCAGUGUCCAUCUUGUAGCACUGACGGAGAAGGAGUGGAAUCGCAUAUGCGAGGAAAUUGCCAAUGGUUUGGGAUUGGAUGGAUCUGCUCGACCGAAUCCAAUUGUUAUUUCGGAGAGAGGUCGAAUAGAGAACAUGUGCGAAGGGUGUUUUGGUGAGCGUCUUGAAGCUUUGAACGUCCAGAGAUAUGUUUACGAUGAUGCUUUCAUUUACGUAGCGUUGAGCGAAGAUGGUGGUGUGAACUCCAGUGUACCUAAAACUACGAGGAGAACACAGAAAAAUAAAUGUUUCAAAGUCAAGAUGUCCUCGACGGAUACGAUAAAAGAUCUGAAAAUACAGCUUUACAAGCAGACGGGACAAACUCCAAAUGAUCAGUUACUGUAUCGCGAACUAGGAGGAUCACUGUUAGAUAGUGAUUCGACACUUUUUGAUGCACGAAUAGAAAAAAAUAAUUCCGAACAGCCUUUGAUACUCAUCGCGCAAUCCAUCUCAAAUGUUCCUGUAAAAUAUGAUGAACAACAGGUGCGAGCGCCGGAAAGAGGCUUUAUCGACACUGCACUUGCGCACUAAGUUACUCAUCGUUUACGGAAUUAUAUAUUCAAGGGAAAUUAUUGCUCAAAAUCUUCCCUGCUUGAUGAUUUACUGAGUAGUCGUCUAGUAGAUACUCUACCGGUUUCGAGUUAAACUCUAAGUGAAAUUGACGAGUGUUCCAAAUGAAGACACAUUGGGAUUUGAGCUGUUGCGCAAGUGGGGCUUCUCCUGCCACACCCUCUACUAUCUAUGCGUUCUUUAGGUGAUUCAAUCGGUUUUUAUGCUCAGGUAUCGGUCACUCUUUUGCUAUUUCUGCUUGGAUCUCACUAUCUUGUCGCUUAUUCCGGUAACGCUUCUGAAAAGCUCAUUCCACUUAUAAAUGCAGUCAUCGUUGUUUACUCUGCUUUCCGUUUCAUUUUUUGCCUAACGAAGACGUCUUUUGACAGGCAAGUUUAUCGCUAGUUGAUGUAGCAUUAGUCUUAGCUCUACUUGAUCUCGUUAUUUUUUUAUCUGUUGAAUACUUGUCUUGUAAAUUUCAUAUCUCACCUGUGGUAUUGAACUUUACUACUUUGAAAAAUGAUUUUAUACUCUUCUUGUGUUUCUAGAGGCUUUAACGAGGGUUUGAUUAUGAUCACAGCCUUUUAACAUUCGUUUCAUUGUAUGGGUCGAAAAGCUCAAGAUGGGUUGCUGCUUUUGGCCACUUUUUUAUGCGAAUGGUAGUUUUAU
Molecule: messenger RNA, 4652 nt
Organism: Cylicocyclus nassatus
Lineage: Eukaryota; Metazoa; Nematoda; Chromadorea; Rhabditida; Strongylidae
Source: the annotation of a GenBank genome assembly